AUGGGUGCUAGAACUCAGACAUGGGUACUGGAACUCGACCAGAUCCUUGUUUCUGCCAGAAUAUCAAUUCUGUUAAACAGUGGCCCUGUUGGAUACUUUAGUGUGGAGAAGGGUCUGAGACAAGGAGAUCCGAUCUUGCCAAUGCUGUUUAUCAUUGCUGAAGAGGUUCUUUGUAGAGGCUUAUCUGAGCUUCUAGCCAAAAACAACAUUAAAGCUCUAUCGGGUCCUCGUGGGGCUAUUAUCCCUAUACACAUUCUUUUUGCUGAUGAUGUUUUUAUCUUCUCAAAUGCUUCCAUCAGAAAGCAAGCCAUUGCAGAAGAGCUUGGUAUCUCCAUUUGUAACUUCCCCACUCGCUAUUUGGGGGUCGAGAUCUUUAAGGGAAUGGUGAAAAAGGAGUCGCUAAUCCCCAUUCUGGAUAAAGUCAAAGGUCGACUAGCAGGAUGGAAAGGGAAGAUUUUGUCCAUGGCUGGACGAGUGGAAUUGGUCCGCUCAAUAAUCUUGGGAAUGAUGAACCAUAGUUCAACUGCUUUAGGAAAAUGUGGGACUUUAUGUCCACCAAAGAAGCCUGGACGAUUGGAAAUGGGAAAAGCAUUAAUUUCUGGUUGGAUAAAUGGUUGGGCGGCAAAUCCAUCUUAG
Molecule: messenger RNA, 636 nt
Organism: Macadamia integrifolia
Lineage: Eukaryota; Viridiplantae; Streptophyta; Magnoliopsida; Proteales; Proteaceae
Exons: 4
Coding region: 1-636 (211 amino acids)
Source: RefSeq, a predicted model, not a curated record